AACUAAGCUUUAGAAUAGGGUAAUAAUGUCAAAGCAUAUGGAAUUUAACUACCAAGCAAACUGGUUCGUGCAUUUUCAGUACAUAUUUAAUUUUUCAUAAUGGCUUUUGAUCUGGGACUGCUCUGUGCACUGGUCUGUAUUGCCCUGUUUCCAACCAAACCGUAUCGAGUGUCUCUUUCAAAGGGGUAUUGUGUUGGUUAGUAGCUGCUCACCUCUAGCCAAUCCUUAGCCCCCUCUCCUUAUGGUCACAUGUUUGCCUCAAUCACAGUCAGGAGAAUGACUAAACAUUGAAGGUCCCACCCACUUUUGUUAGUUUUUAAACAGAUAAGUUUGGAAAUGGAUUAUAACUCGGAAUAUCUUUUGGAAAACUGAUUGCUUCACAGAGUAAUUUAUUCAGUCUGGCCGCUUAUAGUUAAGACUGAAUUCUUUGGAUGAUGGAUGAGGAGAAGAAAAAGACGGCCACUCACAAUGGGAGCAUCAAAGGGGUUGGUGAAACAAAUAUGCAAGAUCAGCCAAAAGCAGCAGCUCUGCAAAAGAAUGUGGGUCUGUUAAGUAGUAUUUGUCUAAUAGUGGGAACAAUGAUCGGCUCAGGGAUCUUCAUUUCUCCUAAAUCGGUUCUUGAGGGAACUGGUGCAGUGGGUCCAAGUCUGUGUGUGUGGGCUGCAUGUGGUGUGCUGGCUACUCUGGGGGCCCUCUGCUACGCUGAGCUCGGCACAAUGAUCACUAAGUCCGGUGGUGAAUAUCCGUAUCUGAUGGAGGGUUUUGGGCCAGUGCUGGCAUAUCUGUACUCCUGGACCACAGUUAUUGUGUUAAAGCCUUCAUCUUUUGCCAUCAUUGCUUUAAGUUGUGCAGAGUACGCCUCCACACCAUUUUACCCAGGAUGCACCCCUCCUCAAGUCAUCACCAAAUGCCUGGCUGCUGCGUGUAUCUUAAUAAUAACUGUGGUGAACUGUCUGAGUGUGAAGCUGGCGUUCAGAGUGCAGAACUUUUUCACAGCAGCUAAACUCUUGAUUAUUGUCGUCAUUGUGGUGUCAGGGAUUGUUCUGCUGGCUCAAGGAAAUACACAGAAUUUCAAAGAUUCAUUUACAGGGGCAUCAACAUCAUUUGGAGCAAUUGGUCUGGCUUUUUACAAUGGUCUUUGGGCUUAUGAUGGAUGGAAUCAGCUCAACUUCAUUACAGAGGAGCUAAAGAAUCCAUACAGGAAUCUUCCAUUGGCAAUCAUUAUUGGAAUUCCCUUGGUUACUGUGUGCUAUAUACUUGUCAACAUUGCAUAUUUCAGUGUCAUGACCCCUGUUGAACUUCUACAGUCUCCUGCUGUUGCUGUGACUUUUGGUGACAGAGUGCUGUAUCCAUUAUCAUGGGUUGUGCCUUUAUUUGUGGUCUUCUCCACUUUUGGUGCAGCCAACGGGAGCUGUUUUACCGCAGGCAGGUUAACGUACGUGGCCGGACGGGAGGGUCACAUGGUUAGGAUCUUGUCGUACAUCAGUGUGAAACGUUACACACCAGCGCCAGCUCUCAUUUUUAAUGGCAUCGUGUCAAUCAUCUACACCAUCCCAGCAGACAUAAACACCCUCAUUAAUUAUUUCAGUUUUGCUCAGUGGGUUUUCUAUGGCCUCACAUGUGCAGCGCUCAUUGUUAUGAGAUUCACUAGAAAGGAACUUUACAGACCUGUGAAGAUUCCUAUAAUAAUUCCAGUAGUGGUAGUGAUUGUGUCCUGUUAUCUGGUUCUCGCUCCCAUCAUUGACAAGCCUGAAAUUGAGUACCUUUACUGCACAUUGUUUAUAGUGGGUGGUCUUCUUUUGUAUGUACCCCUCAUUCACUUCAAAUUCAACUGGAUCCGUAACAUCAUGAGGCCAAUAACCCUGCAUCUUCAGCUGCUAAUGGAAGUCGUUCCUGCUGAAAAGACUGAGUAAUAGAUAUCAAGUUAGAGGGGAAACAAACAUGGACUUGUUGGAGGAUUCUUAAAGGGAACAUGGCUCCGGUCAUUUUUGUAUCUUUUUAUGUAUGUACAAUUGCUACAGUUAGGCCAUCUGUUGUCUUUAAAUACAAUAUCAGAAGUCAUGUGUACCAUUAUUUCUUUAUCUAACUUAAAAUUGUGCUAUUGUAUGCAAGUUCAUUGUACAGAAUAUACACUUUUUCCAGUUUCAUUAAACUUGAAUUAUUAAAAAUAAACGUUUAUGAAUUUUCCUAUAUAAAAAGAUUGUGUCUCCAUGUUACACAGAUUUUUUCCACUAGAGUUGUUUGUGAUCCUAAAAUCCCUAAAGUCACGGGUUCCCAUAAAAUGCGUUGUACUGUACUUUGAGACUUUUAUAUUUUUUGUUGUAAAUCAUAAAUGAUAUGAAUUCAAACAUCAAACUUAUAUUUGGAAGUUGUUAAACGACUGACUCUUUGUAAUGUCUCUUUAAAUGGUUAUGAGUUACAGCACACCCCAACCCCCUUCCGUCCGGCAUGUCAACACAACACACGUGUACAGUCGUGGCCAAAUAUAAAUUUUCUGCUAAAAAGUCUGCUGCCUCACUUUUUAUGAAGGCGAAUUGCAUAUACUCCAGAAUGUGAGUAUAUGUUAUGAAGAGUGAUCGGAUGGAUACAAUUUUAUUGUGAAGUACCUCUUUGCCAUGAAAAUGAACUUAGUCCAAAAAAAAAAAUGUACAUUACAUUUCAACCCUGCCUCAAAAAGACCAGCUGACAUCAUGUCAGUGAUUCUCUGGUUAACACAGGUGAGAGUUUUGACGAUGACAAGCCUGGAGAUCACGCUGUAAUGCUGAUUGAAUUAGAAUUACUAACUGGAAGCUUUAAAAGGAACGUUGGUGCUGGAAAUCAUUGUUCUUCCUCUGUUAACCAUGGUUACCUACAAGGAAACACGUGCAGUCAUCAGUGCGUUGCACAAAAAGGGAUGCACAUGCAAGGCUAUUGCUGCCGGUUGCACCGUCAAAAACUUCAAGGAGAGAGGUUCAAUUGUUGUGUAGAAGGCUUCAGGGCUCCCAAAAAAUCCAACAAGCGCCAGGAUUGUCUUCUACAGUUAAUUCAGCUGCGAGAUCGGGUCACCACCAGUGCAGAGCUUGCUCAGGAAUGGCAGCAGGCAGGUGUGCAGGGGAAGAGUUUUUGAAGAUGGCCUGGUUUCAAGAAGAGCAGCAAAGAAGCCACUUCUCUCUAGGAAAAACAUCAGGGAGAGACUGAUAUUCUGCAAAAGGUACAUGGAUUGAAUUGCUGAGGACUGCUAAAGUCAUUUUCUAUGAAUAAUCCCCGUUUCUGAUUGUUUGGGGCAUCCGGAAAAACGAUUGUUCGUAGAAGAAAAGGUGAACGCUACAAUCAGUCCUGUGUCAAGCCAACAGUAAAGCAUCCUGAGACCAUUCAUGUGUGGGGUUGCCAAGGUAAUGGGCUUACUCACAAUUUUGCCUAAAAACACAGCCAUGAACAAAGAAUGGUACAAGAACAUCCUCAGAAAGCAACUUCUCCCAACCCUCCAAGAACAUCAAAACAUCCACAUUUUGGGUCCAUGGCCAGGAAACUCCCCAGACCAUAAUCCCAUUGAGAAUGUGGUGAAUCCUCAAGCAAAACAAAAACCUACAAUUUAUGGCAAACUCCAAGCAUUGAUUAUGCAGGAAUGGGCUGCCAUCAGUGAGGAUGUGGCCCAGAUGUUGAUUGACAGAAUGCCUGGACGAAUUGCAGAGGUCUUGAAAAAGAAGGGUCAACACUGCACAUAUUGAGUCUUUGCGUAAACUUAAGGUAAUUCUUAAUAAAAGCCAUUGACACUUAUGAAAUGCCUGUAAUUAUACUUCAGUGUACCAUAGUAACAUGUGACAAAAACAUAUAAAAUUCACUGAAGCAGUAGACUUGGUGAAAAUUUAUAUUUGUUUCAUCCUCGAAACUUUUGGCCACGACUGUAAUAAUGCCAUGGCAAUGGUUUAGCUAAAUGAUUUUUCCUGAACUCCUUUGCGGUUAGUUUCGUUUUAAAGGUUCCAAAUCAUUCGUCCAGAGACUAAAAAAUCUGUCACAGCAAACAGUGGGUCCAAAUGUGGGUGUAUGCUUGCCAUUAAAAUCCACAGAAUAUGCACCUGCAGAUCUAAACGGAAUUAUGUUGAUUUUAGCGCUCGUCGUUGACAAGUUAUAAUGUUACACACACCACGU
Molecule: messenger RNA, 4128 nt
Organism: Triplophysa dalaica
Lineage: Eukaryota; Metazoa; Chordata; Actinopteri; Cypriniformes; Nemacheilidae
Gene: slc7a9
Product: solute carrier family 7 member 9
Exons: 13
Coding region: 432-1913 (493 amino acids)
Biological process (GO): amino acid transmembrane transport
Cellular component (GO): membrane
Molecular function (GO): L-amino acid transmembrane transporter activity
Source: RefSeq, a predicted model, not a curated record